Molecule: messenger RNA, 2237 nt
Organism: Myxocyprinus asiaticus (Chinese sucker)
Lineage: Eukaryota; Metazoa; Chordata; Actinopteri; Cypriniformes; Catostomidae
Product: GTPase IMAP family member 4-like
Exons: 4
Coding region: 372-1499 (375 amino acids)
Molecular function (GO): GTP binding
Source: RefSeq, a predicted model, not a curated record
ACGCCACAAACUAAUAAGGAAAUGAACUAUGCUUCUAACUACAGGCGGAAACCUGUAGCUCUACCUGCACAACUUUGUGACACUGUUUUCGAAUGUUCGUAGGAACUACGGUUUCGGGAAACGCCAAAUCGUUGAAAUAUGUUGGUAACGAUUAAACUUUUGACCAUAGUUCGCUAACGAUGCUUUUGGGAAACGCACCCCUGGUAGGCUGCUAAUACCCUGAGGAAAGCUGAACUGUCUUCCAUUCCAGCCAUCUUUAACAGGACAGGACUAUGAUGUUUAUGAAAUAAAAUGGACGCGUACAAUCAGUUACUUAUCCUCAUUAUGAUGUUCUGAGUGCAUCUCCAACCUACAACUGCUGUAAUCUAACCAUGGCUACUGGAAUCUCAACAGCAGCUUUCGGAGAUUCCUCUCCUCUCUCAGAGCUCAGAAUUGUGCUCUUGGGAAAAAUCGGUGCUGGAAAGAGUAAAGUGGCCAACGCAAUCCUGGAACGCAAGGACCUCAAAGGAGAGAAAAGGGCAUUGUGCAGUUUACAUGAGGGUGAACAGGCAGGAAGAAAGAUCUGUGUUGUGGACACACCAGGAUGGGACAGAGUCUCAGUACACCGAACACCAGAAUACGUAAAGAAAGAAAUUGUCAGAAGUGUGUUACUUUGUCCUCCAGGGCCCCAUGCUCUGCUUCUAGUGAUACCUGUUAAACUCUCUCUUGACAAACCUUCUGUAAGUGAAAUGAAAGCUGCUCAGAAACAUAUGGAGCUACUGUCCAAGCGGGUCUGGAAACACACAAUUGUGUUGUUUGCUUGUGAUGAAGGAGUCGAGGAAUCUGCUAUUGAAGAACACAAGCAGCAAGCAAGGAAAAUCCUGGAAAAGUGUGCAGGCCGAUUCCAUGUUCUUCAGAGCACGACUUGGGAAUCUCCCACUCACAUCUGUGAGCUCCUCAAAAAAACAGAGCAGUUAGUGGAAGAGAACUGUGGUGAUGUCUUCAUAUCACAAAUUCACCAUGAAUUGAUUGAGCGCAACACACCAAAGGACAUUUUAGAGUUAAAAUGGAAGUAUGAAGAAAGAGAAGAACAGAUAAAACAAGCAAACAAGAAAAAACUUGAUGAACUAAUGAGUGUAUAUAAAAAACAGGACGAUGAACAUUUAAAUAGAUCAGAUGGACACAGAAAGAGACGUGGAAGUCUGCAAGGUCUGCCUCCUGAAAUGGAAGAAAAUAAAGGAGAUCCUGAUGUACGGAAUGUGGACUUGGAAGCCAUAAAGCGCAAAUAUCGAGAAGAAAUUCUAACACUAUUGAGAUACUACCUUAAACCUGUCGCGGUGAUAUUUAUGGCUAUAAUUGGAGCUCUUGUUGGUUCAGUUGCUGGAUCUGUGUAUGGGGUUUUUGGGGCUUGUGUUGGAAUUGUUAUUGGAAUCUUGGUACCAAUUCCACUCACCUUGUCACUCAUUGAAGCAGCAGAAGUGGCAAAAGACAGAUCACGAAGGGAUAUACGAACCAAAUAGUGCACAGACUCAAUAAGCUGGGCUUUUCUGGGAAUUUUCAUGCAAAUACACAGUGCUGGGUAGAUUACUUCUGAAAUGUAAUCCAGUACUGAUGACAGAUUAUACGACUCAAAUUCUAAUCAGUAAUGUAAUCUUUUAAAUUACACGUUUCAUUCAUUUAAUGUACAAUCGGUCACAGACUGACUUAUUUCCAUGCUUGUCUAUUAUUGUGGUUUUACCUAUUUCGGAUAAACUGCUGUAUUUACUAAUGAAAGUAAAUUUGAUGCACAAACUUUGUAAGCAACCUGUUUAAUCACAUUUUAUUCGGUGUCCUGUCUGUCUCUAGGACACACCAGAUGUUGAAGUGAAACCUGUUACCUGAUUAAACCUUAAAUUCAACAGCAGCUAAUUUUAUAGUUGUUUGACAAUCAUGUUCACACUUGAGUACCUGAGAUAUCUUCGUAUCUAAGCAUCAGUUCUCAGCCAUCAGACAGAAUGGUAUUGUGCCUCAGACUAAAAGGCUUCAAGUCUCAGGAAAACAACUUAUAAGGUCUUGUACAAUAUGGUAUAGGACCAAAAGGCAUCAGAUGAAACGGCCUAAGACUCAAAAGGCAUCAAACUAAUUUGAAAAGGAUUUUUGCUUUUUCAGAGAAGAAGCUGAUUAAAGCAACAAAUUGUUUCAAAUACUGUAUGGCUGUUUUAAUACGCAACAUGAGGAAGACAUUAACAAAGUCUAUGCAUUGGAAAAAGUAGAAAUAA